AUGCGGGCGCAGGCGCUGGCGACGAACGCGAACCCGAGCGUGAAAGCGAUCGUGGACACGCUCGCGGAGCUCGCGGAGCAGGAGUUCGGGCUGGCGAACGUGAAGUUUCAGGAGGUGAUGGCGAAGAUGGACGAGUGCUUUGAUUUCGAGCCGACGGCGUACGCGAGCGGCGUCGGGACGUCGCGAGAGACGAGGAACGCGGCGGGGACGAACAGUGGAUCGUGCAAGACGUUUUAUUUCGCGAAAAUGCGAGGAUUGAGCGAGGGCGCGGCGCUGCGGUUGUUUUGCGAGCACUACGAGGACGUGGCGAACGCGCCGAGCGGGGACUCGCACGCGAACAUUCGAGCCUUCAUGGAAAACGGAUACGACGGAUUGACGUUCGAGGGCGAGGCGUUGAGAGCGAAAGGCGCGGGCUCGGCGAUGAAUAACGACAUUUAA
Ostreococcus lucimarinus CCE9901 is the source of this 438-nucleotide messenger RNA. RefSeq lists its product with no specific name. The transcript has a single exon. NCBI's taxonomy places the organism in Eukaryota, Viridiplantae, Chlorophyta, Mamiellophyceae, Mamiellales, Bathycoccaceae. The coding region runs from base 1 to 438 and encodes 145 amino acids. The record is from RefSeq and is a predicted model, not a curated record.